AUGCAAAUUUUUAAUCGUAUAAGUGCUGAAAUAAAUAAGACGUUUCUAGAAGUAAAGGACGAACUAAUCGUUCUUAAAUGCAUUGACUAUUUCUGCUGCAAAUUCGAUAAUAAAACGAAUUCUGCAGUACCGCUGUUUAAUGACGAACAACUGGCAAUUAUUUUAUUGCUUAUUGGUUGCUCAAGUUCCCACACAAGUUCUUCAUUAAACGAUUUUUUAAAUCAGUGCUUGAAAAUAUGUAUAGCAAGAAAUCAGCCGGAAUUAAUGGCAGUGCUUUAUAAGAUUUUUGAACAUUCGCAAUUAAUUGGGAAACCAAACUUGAAAUUUUUAUCGCUCUCCUGCAAGUAUGGUUAUUUACGAUUUAUUCACUUAUUAUUCAAAUAUUUUCGACCGUUAUUUUUUGAAGCAGUUGAAGAAAAUGAUUCAGCCAUUUCAAUUCUGCGAAUGAAAUUUUAUUACAAAGUGUUUUGGGGAUUCAGAAAGGUGAAUAUCGGCAAUUUCCCAGGCAAAUUAUUAGCAUUUGGUGAAAAUGGUGCUGGAAUUUUGGGCAUUGGCCAUGAUCGGCCAACAAAAUUUUUAUCGAAUGUUCAAAUUUCUUUAGCAAGUGUAUCUGAUCAGGUUGCUUUCGGUCGCUAUCAUUCAUUAUUUCUUUUGAAUGGUAAAGUAUAUUCUUGUGGUUUUGGCCUUGAUGGCAAACUUGGCCAUAAUGAUGAGAAAGAUCGAAGUGUUCCUCAGCAAAUUCAAUUAAACUACGAAAUUGUUUGCAUUGCCACAGGUAAUGCACAUUCGGUUAUUUGUUCUUAUAAUUCGAUUUUUGUAUUUGGACGAGAUAGUGGUCAAUUAGGGUUAAAUCAAGGACGCAUAUUAAAGCCGACUUUGGUAUAUGUAUUUGAUGAUCCUUUUGAUAAGAUUGUUAGAUGCGUUACAAAUGAAGAAUUCACUGCUGUUUUCACAGAAAAGUUGCCGGAUAGUUCUGUUGAAGAAUUUUUCCAUGAAGUCGUGCAAAAUUUUGUUCAAAUAAUUGUGCAAAAUCGGAUUUUUAAUAUAAAAUUUAAAUCGCUUAACACAAUGCGUUGUGUUGGUUGCUUCUCUCUGCAAAAUCCUAAGGUUGUGUUUUUGGAAACAAAUACGAAAAAACUGUUUAUUUAUCAUCAGCAUUGUCAUGAAGAUUUUCCAGCUGUUAUUCUUCGUUGCGUUGAUUGUCCGCAUGAAUUAUGUGUCUUCUAUAUUUCUAUAGCUGUAAAUGGGGAUUUCAUUCUUGUUGAUGAGGCCAAUAUGGGAGAAUUUGUGAUACCAGUUUAUCGAGUCAGCCACAUUUUACCAGCUCGAAAGUGUUUUAUUUCUGAAGAUGGUCGUAAUAAAGUGAUCGUGCUUUGCGAUAUUCAUGUUCUUGAUCAUAUUAAAAGCUUUAAUAUAUUCGAUGAUGAUCUUGAUGCAGAUUCUCCUAAUCCUCCUAUAGAUGAUAAAUUAUCCAUCCCACAAAAUAUGGAACAAAUGAUAGAAGUAGUUUGCAUUAAUAAUAACGGAGCAAUUCUUGACACGAUUUUUUGUAACUGUUAUGAACUUGUAAAGGAAAGCAAAUAUUGUGAAAUAUUCAUGAAAUGGAAGAAUAAUGGUAUUUUUGAAUGUGGUACACAAAAACCUUUGCAAAUUCGAUUACGUAUUCAACCACAUUUAUUUGUUAUUUUUAGAACAUUUUGUCUCUCUAAUUUCUCACUCAUCACAAAUGAUUUGAGUACAGCUGAGUGGAUUGAUCUUUUGGUUUUUGCCGAUUAUUAUCUCUGUGAUAAAUUUUUUGAUAAAAUAUUGUUGGAAAUUUUCAGAAGGCCAAUUGAUUUCUCAUUUCUUCGGAUAUUGUACGGAGUGGCAAGAAAUUUGAUUUAUCGAUGGAAACUCGAUAAGUGCAUCGAUAUAGUCAAUGCUCUUUUAUUCCCUUUCUUACUUGAAACGAAUAUCAUGGAUGAUUUCACUGAUGAAGAGUGGAAACGUAUGGAGAAAACUUAUAUUGAAAUAUAUUUCCCCGAAAAUCAUAUGAAGAACAUUUUUGAGGAAUUUGAUCCAAGUGAAAUAAAAUUCAUUCAGUCAGAUUCAAGGUUGCAGAAUGUGGAUUAUAUCGAGAAAUUGAUCAAAAAUAUAGAACAGAUUCUUAAUAAGAAGAUCAAUAACAAUUUCACUGCUGUAUUUAUGGAGAAAUGGUAUUUUAAUCAUAAAUCUAAAGCAGACGGAAGCUCCAUUUGUUUGUCAGCUUCAAAAGAAUCUGGACCUGUGGAAAAUAUUUUGAUUGUACCACAUCGAAAUCAAAGUUCUCAGAAACUUGAGUCCAAUGCAAAUCAGUUCUCAACUUUAUUCAAUUCCACCUAUAUGAAGUCUGAUAUGCAUGGUUCCAGUGGUCAAGAUGAAAAACGACAGUUACUCCAUUCGUUAGAAAAUUCACAUUUGCAGUAUGGAGAAGCUUUAACUAUUAUCAGUGAUGAAGAUUCACAUGAUAUUUCGUCAGAUUUUGAAAUCCCUGCUUCAGAUUUUGUCAUGUCACCUAAUACUAAUCGUAGUUCGCCAUGGAGCUGUAGUUUUGACAAGAAUCAAUUAUCACUCUCAGAAAUAAUGGCAGAAGAGGAAGAGAUUGAAAAAAGAUUGAAUUUAAGAAAUAAUAAGGCAAAAGUUAUUGCCUCAAGUACUAAAGCAGCAAGUCAAAAUAGUACGAAUCCGUGGGGAAUUCAUCUGUCAGAAAAAAAUGCUAUAAUUCAUGAUCCUGCUUUAUCAUUCAAAGAAAUAACCGCCAAAGAUGAAGAAGAAGCAAAACUUGGAGCUCGACGAUUACAUGAAUCGUCAUUAUCUAUUGUGGAAUUAGAAGAUAUCGCGAUGAACGAAAUCAAGAUGUUGUAUGAAGCUACGUUCGAUGAAUUUGCUGCAACAAUAACAGUGGAGCGUGAUGUUGGUGCUAUUCUUCUUCCCUUGUGGCGAACAAGGAGCUAUGGGAAAAAAAAUUGUUGA
Molecule: messenger RNA, 2991 nt
Organism: Dracunculus medinensis (Guinea worm)
Lineage: Eukaryota; Metazoa; Nematoda; Chromadorea; Rhabditida; Dracunculidae
Source: the annotation of a GenBank genome assembly